UGUUCCUUGUCAAUGGCACUUUUUAAAUUGGAUUUUUUAUUAAUAACUCCACUUCUCCGUAAAAAAGGCAGUCUUUAGAUUAUCUGGCAAGGCUCGUGAGUUGCUUUCUCUGUUUGGUUCUUCUUCCCUUAAAGCUUACGACCCUGGAAGCAGCCUUUUAUUUGUCGGUCAACGAGGUCUAUUGCGUUUUGGAGCAUUCGAAAAGAUUGUGGUAAUCCUACGCCGUGUCGAAAAGGUUUUUUACAGUUUUUUCUUUAGAAAUCUCUUGUUUUUCUUAAAAUAUUUAUUUUUUAUUGUGGUGAAUCUUUUAGGUGAAAUUCCAAUGUCUUUUUAUUCGGGUAAAAACAAGGAUGAUGCUCCUCGUGUUUGCGUCAACGGUCGGAUUGUGAUUGAUCGAGAUCUUAAUGACGCUGGUAGAGGGUUGAAUUUAGUCGUAUUGGAUGUGAAAACGCGGGAGGUUAUUCGGGUUGGACACUUUGACACAUACGAACAAGAGGAUAAUCAACUGAUUUCUUUUUUGGAACACUUGAAGGAUGGAGAAAUCCUCGCUGUUGUUAGCUUUGAUGAAGCAGCAUCGAGACUUUCCGACAUUGCUAAGAAGAUAUUUUAUGAAUUGGGUUCAAGCCUAAUCCAUGAUAUAAAGUUUCGAUCUUCAUGGUACUUUGUGGGGCAGAAAGGCAUUGAUAGUUUUACUCCGUUCGAGGACAUGUUUGCACCAUCAAGUAAUGAAUGGGCGAAACCGAUUGAUCUUGCAGUCUGUGUUCCUCUAAACUUGAAUAGUUACAAGAGGAAAAGCGAUGACCGUUCUUCAAUGCGAACAAAUAGUGCAAGGCGUCAUUUCUGCGAUAAUAUAUCUAAAUGUCACUUUAUUAUAACUGCUUUGUUUUUCUCCUCCAUACUUAAUUUUGCAGGUCUUAGUGGUAACAGCAUUCGCCUUUGCCUGGAAAGUUUGAUGGAAUUGGAAGGGCUUGAUACAAGAAACGUUGCAGUUGGCUUUGAUCCUGCUUAUCCUGAACUUGGUGAACUUGCUGCCUUAUUUGAUUUUCGACCUCUUCCUGUAUUUAACACCACCUCGUACAACGAUUUUGUGCUUUCGUCGCUUUCUCAAAUGUUGGACUCGUAUGUUUCCUCCCCAUGUAUAAUUGUUAUCGAGGAAGACGUCGUAGUUUCUCCUGAUUUUCUUGAUUUUAUUGGCCAGUUACUAGACGGUUUUUUGAGCGACAGUACUGCAAAUAUAAUUCAACUUUUCAACAAAAACGGUAUAAUAUUUAAAAUUUUCUACAAUGAAACAAUUUUUGAGAAAUGCUGUGAAUACGUAGACAAAUGGUUGGUAUCAGGAAUUUCAUAUGUGCCAGAUGUGUCUCGGAUUUCGAUGCUGGAGUCAGCAAUCGGACUUAACAAUGUUAACGAAAAUAGAGAACGACAAAGCAUAAAGAAGUGGGAAAAUUCGGAUAUGGAGUUUCUUGACUGUAUACUGUAUUUAUUUUACGUUUUGAAUCAAAAUUUUUUUCAAAGAUAUGUACCGAGUGGUAGAAAACUUUAUAAAUCCUCUUUAAAUUAA
Messenger RNA from Enterobius vermicularis (human pinworm), 1561 nucleotides. NCBI's taxonomy places the organism in Eukaryota, Metazoa, Nematoda, Chromadorea, Rhabditida, Oxyuridae. The record is from the annotation of a GenBank genome assembly.